GAUGGCACUGAAAGUGGAGAGUCAAGAACUAAAUGAAAUGGAAGAGAAAUAUCAGUAUGGAAAACAUGAUUUCACAAAUGGAGAAAAAUAUUUUAGUUGCUCACAGACUGAAAAGACUUCCUCACAAAACGUUGCUCAAAAGACUGGAACUAGAAGUUAUUUCACCUGCCAACAGUUUGGAAAAGAUUUCAACAGAAAAACAAAACUUACAAAGCACAUGAAAGCUCACAUUGGAGAGAAGCCAUUCAGAUGUAAUCUGUGUUCAAAGAGCUUCAGAAAAAUGUACUACCUUAACAGGCACUUAAAAAUUCACUCUGGAAAGAAGCCUUUCACCUGCCAACAGUGUGGAAAGAGCUUCACUGAAAAAAGAAACGUAAAACUCCACAUGAGAGUUCACACUGGAGAGAAGCCUUUCACUUGCCAACAGUGUGGAAAGAGCUUUGCUGAAAAUGGACACCUUAAAGUCCACAUGAGAACUCACACUGGAGAGAAGCCUUUUACCUGCGAAUUCUGUGGAAAGAGCUUCAUUGACAAAAGAAAUGUAAGAAUCCACAUGAGAAUUCAUACCGGAGAGAAGCCUUUCACCUGCCAACAGUGUGGGAAGAGUUUCACACAAGCAGAACAUCUUAAAGGCCACAUGAGAAUUCAUACUGGAGAGAAGCCGUUCACCUGCAAACUGUGUGGAAAGAGCUUCACUGAAAAUGGACACCUUAAAGUCCACAUGAGAAUUCACACUGGAGAGAAGCCUUACACCUGCCAACAGUGUGGAAAGAGCUUCACUGAAAAUGUACACCUUAAAGUCCACAUGAGAAGUCACACUGGAGAGAAGCCUUACACCUGCCAACUGUGUGGAAAGAGCUUCUCUCAAAGAUGUCAUCUUAAAUUCCACGUUAGAAGUCACACUGGAGAGAAGCCUUACACAUGCACUCAGUGUGGAAGGAGCUUCACAACAAAAAUAAACCUCAGGUAUCACAUGAAAGUUCACACCGGAGAGAAGCCGUUCACAUGUGAUCAGUGUGGAAAGAGUUUCAAACUAAAAAAAUCCCUUAACUGUCACUUGAGUUCACACAAGAAGUGUGGAAAAAGUGUCAGCCUAAACCAGGGGUCAGCAACCUUUAUGUCAUGAAAGUUUACUAGUUAAUCCCUGUGCCACAACCUGUGUACCCCCAUAUGUAUAAAUGCAU
Messenger RNA from Sinocyclocheilus rhinocerous, 1184 nucleotides. Its product is annotated as gastrula zinc finger protein XlCGF8.2DB-like. Gene Ontology annotation, cellular component: nucleus. The record is from RefSeq and is a predicted model, not a curated record. Gene Ontology annotation, biological process: regulation of transcription by RNA polymerase II. The transcript has a single exon. Bases 2 to 1126 code for a protein of 374 amino acids. Lineage: Eukaryota; Metazoa; Chordata; Actinopteri; Cypriniformes; Cyprinidae. Gene Ontology annotation, molecular function: DNA-binding transcription factor activity, RNA polymerase II-specific.